Messenger RNA from Paramecium octaurelia, 414 nucleotides. The record is from the annotation of a GenBank genome assembly. Lineage: Eukaryota; Ciliophora; Oligohymenophorea; Peniculida; Parameciidae.
AUGAGAUCACUUUCUUAGGCAUGUAUCACUGAAAAUUCAGAAAACAUCGAAAAGUUUAUCUUUAAAUAGAAGAAAUUAAUCACCUUGAGGUCAGACUCACCUACUCUUACCAAAAGACUUAGUCAAUAGCCAAUUGUAGUUUAAUCUGAUUCGCCUCUUAAAAAGCACAAAACUUGCAGUAGUGAAAUUCCCUUGAGUAAUGGGAAAAUGUUCUUGAAGGAUGGCAAGAUCUUGUUCUUGAAGUAAAAACUGCCUAAAUUGGAGUUACCAUAAGCAAAAUGUAAAUUUGACCCCAAAGUUGAGAUCCUUAAAUGGAUAAAAACAAAUAAGAGCAUUUCUCCUCUGAAGAAGAGAGUUGCCUUCAGGGCUAUAAAAGAAUCUAAUGGUUAAAACAGGAAAUCAUUAAUCUUUUGA